This is a messenger RNA of Lingula anatina, 2252 nucleotides long. RefSeq lists its product as uncharacterized. Lineage: Eukaryota; Metazoa; Brachiopoda; Lingulata; Lingulida; Lingulidae. The record is from RefSeq and is a predicted model, not a curated record.
GGGAAAUGUCCUAGCAUAAUUUAUGUAAACACAUUUAUCCUGUGUGCGGAGCCAAUCCGUGCUGUGUCGGCGUCGGAAACUGAGUAUUCAUAAUGUAAACAGAGGAUGUUUGCAAGUGGUUACGGCCUGGAUGUUAGCCAGUACUCAGCUAUAGGGUUAAAGCUGCUAUGCGUCUGAUUGGAUCAAAAAGAUAAGGUCUUCCUGUCAAUUUGCUGAAGUAUUCUCUAAGUGGAGCCACUGUUAAGUAAAUCUGCCUCAGCAAUCUUUGCAUAUAUGUAAUCAAAUGGCAAGCCAGGAAAUCCAGCUGCAGCAAGUGAAACUUCAAAUGGAAACUCCUUGCCAGCAGCAGCAACAACAACAGCAACAGCAGACUUCACAGGUCAGUGACAAUGAACACCAACAACGACAAGAUCAUCAGCAACAACAGCGAGACAACACUACAGUAACACCAGACCCAGUUGUAAUAUCAAGUCCCUUAAGGCAGCAAAGGCGGAAUGAUGGUAUUUCUGUUAGACCACAGAGAGGGGCCACCACCUCCUAUCAACCAACCAGAGCAAGGACACCUAAGUCAGACAUAGAUGCUGAUAAAAAGUUCUGGUUAAAGCUGGUGUUGGCUUUUGUAUUUUUUGGAUUCCUGGGAGUAAUAUUUGUUAUUCUUGGAAGUGUGGGAACAGUUUAUACGGUCAACUGGAGGGAUUAUGAUGGUUCACCAUUACCUUUUGUGUUUUGUGUAAUAGGAAUUGUUUGUGGGGUGAUCAUUGUGCUCAUUGGUGCUAUCCUGGGAAGGUUGAUGAUUUCUCAGAAGUGGCGUCAGAACUCUGGGAGGAGAAGUGCUUCACGCAGGAGAGCCACAGGUGGCAGAGACACAAGUGACUUGCCCCCAUCAUAUGAGGCUGCAGUAUCAGUUGUACAGGGAGAAUAUGCUGUCCAAGUCUUCACCCAUGUGGACCCCCAGACUGGAGUCAUAUCACCACCAACAUACACAGAAGCUGUGGCAGAAUUACCUAUGUACACAGUUGAAUAUAACCAGGCAAACAAUUAAAUGUUCUAAGCAGUCAUGAAGAGUGUUACUUUUUUGCUUAAAUUGCACAGAUCCUUUAGGAAACUGAAAUACUACAGUUAAAAGGACGAGGCAAUGUUCAAAAUUUACGAAAAACUUAUCAAUCAAAUCAUAUUGAUAUACAAAAAGAAAGGCAUCUAAGAAAUCAUAAUUAUUGUGAUUGAAACUCUUUCGAUUCAAUUUUUUUGUCCUUAAAUGUUUGAUGAAUGUCAAAGUAUCUUUUAAGCGAGGGUAGUGUGGUUUAAUGCAUGAAGUCAUUAAAAUGUGGUGAUUUUAAUGUUAGUUCAGGAGGUCAUAUAUUAUUACCGAUGCUGGCAAGAGCCAUUAUUAAAAAAAUCUAUUUCUUGAAAUGUGAGUAUUGACCCAACUUUUUCAGCAUUCUGUGGGUUUUGAUUUAUGACUGAUCAUAUCUAUAUGAAGGGGCGCCUGAUGUAUAUUAAAGCUGGCCCUCGUCUAAUCAAUUUAGCAGAAAACAUGGACAGAUCAAGUUCUCAGGAGAUUUAGACAUUGUUUAUGUAAUAUCUUCAUUGAAAAAACAAUUUUGCAGAAAGGUUAUUUAUAAAACUAAUGCUUGGCAGACCUGUCAUUUUCCCUUAGUUCAAGCAUCAUUCAUGCUUCCUCAACUGCCUUCAGUUUCAGUGCUUUUCGAAGAAUUUCCCAUUGCUCUGUGGCAUGAUAUUGCCAGCGAUUGACAUUGAAAUGAUCUUGUGAAAUGAAGCAUAUUAGAGAAUAAAGCCAUUAUGUACCAUUCGAGUUUACCAAACACAAAGAAUGUAUUUAAAACAGAUGCAUAUACAGUAUGAAUUAAGUAUGUAUUAUAAGACUUGCAGAAGUUUAAAAUGGAGUGCAUUUUUAGGUAAAAAUUUGUGAUAUUGAAUGCACAUGUACUUAAAAAACAGUGGAUUAAGUUGCAUAAAACUAGCUUCAGAAGUGAUAUGCAAAUUAGUUGCUGUGUGAACUAAUAUGGGCUGAAUGAUAUUCAAAAGAUAUAUUCCUUUUAAUAGAAAUAAUAUUUUGUUUUGUACAAUUUUUUUUCAUCAUGGUGUGAAUGUUUUUUUUUCCCAUGCAUUUGCAAGUCAAUUCAUGAGCACAGCUAUUUCUCUAUUUACAUCGUCAUUGUCAUUAUCAGCCAAAUAAGUCUUUUUCAUAAAUAAAGUAGAUAUUGAUUAUUAAUUAAAUAAAUGUUAGAAAA